AUGGCUGAUUCCAUUGGUGCCCCUAUCUGCGGACAGGGGUUUCUCAGUAUCUAUAAAGACAGCCUUCCCUUCACCAUCGCAAAAGACGAUCUGCUGCUGACAAGCGAUGUGCCGCAGCUUUUUGCCUGUAUAUCGGCCAACCGCGCGCAUCUCCGGGAGUUUCUGCCCUGGGUGGAUGCCACAUUGAAGGAAGCAGAUUCACUGGCUUUUGUUGAUACUACUAUCAAACAGCAAACAGCGCAGGAAGGAAUGGCCAUGGGUAUCUUUCUGAACGACCAGCUGAUCGGCAGCAUUGGCAUGCAUACCUGGGACCAUCGUUUAAAAAAGUGCGAGAUCGGUUACUGGCUGGCCGAAGACCGGCAAAACCAGGGUUAUAUGUACCGCAGUGCCAUUGCGUUCCUUGAUUUUCUUUUUCACCGGCUGGAGCUGAAUAAGGUAGAGAUCCGCUUCCUGCCAUUUAACAGUCGCAGCGGAUCACUGGCCCAAAAGCUUGGCGGAAAGGUGGAAGGUGUAUUAAGAGACAACUAUAAAAUAAAUGGUUCUUUGGAAGACACCGUUGUCAUCGGCAUCCUGAACAAAGAGUGGAAAGCAAGGCCUAAGCAAUGA
Messenger RNA from Ostertagia ostertagi, 606 nucleotides. The record is from the annotation of a GenBank genome assembly. Lineage: Eukaryota; Metazoa; Nematoda; Chromadorea; Rhabditida; Trichostrongylidae.